Microplitis mediator is the source of this 2004-nucleotide messenger RNA. RefSeq lists its product as uncharacterized. NCBI's taxonomy places the organism in Eukaryota, Metazoa, Arthropoda, Insecta, Hymenoptera, Braconidae. The record is from RefSeq and is a predicted model, not a curated record. Gene Ontology annotation, molecular function: ATP binding; ATP hydrolysis activity. Gene Ontology annotation, cellular component: cytoplasm. The coding region runs from base 179 to 826 and encodes 215 amino acids. The transcript is spliced from 4 exons.
UGGGGGUGCCUUGGAUGCAAGCAUGCAAGCCGAUAUUCAUUGUACCUCGUGCUCGUGUUGGAACGUUCGUAACAGUUAAUAACUAAAUAAAAAAACUAAAUAUCAAAUCAAAAAACUUUUGAUACAUAAUUAUAGUUUAGUCUAUAAUUUGAAUUUUAAGGUCUUAUAAGGUCUAAAAAUGUCGGAACAAAAAAAAAGUUUAUCCAUAGUUGUCAAUGACAGUGAUAAUAAUCUAGCGGUAAAUGAUGAGUUCGAUAACAUGAGACUUAAAACUAAUGGUUUGGAUGCUGAUGAUGAAUUAUAUUCUACGUUCAGUUUCCCAGCUCCGCUAAGAAUUAUUCAAUUCAAUAUAAGUGGCCUAUAUAGAUCUAUUGGCGCUAUUAACUGUCAUUUGGACGAGCAUCAAGGCACAGCAUCGUUGAUAAGAAAAAAUUUUGAGGAAGUGGUGAAUGUCAAAUGGUCUGAUAUCGCUGGUCAAGAAUCAGUGAAGCAGAAGUUACGAGAAACAUUUGAGCUGCCUCUGAAGCAUUCGGAAGCAUUUUUACAAACAGGAAUCAAGCCUUCGAAAAGUCUUUUGAUGUAUGGUCUACCGGGUUGCUCGAAGACGAUGCUCGCUAAAGCUUUGGAGACUGAGAGCAAACUCCAUUUUAUCAACGUCAAGGGUCUAGAAUUAUUUUCAAAGUGGGUCCGCGGAUCCAAGAGCGCAAUACAGGAAGUAUUUCGUAAAGCAAGAGAAAAUGCGCCAUCAAUUGUGUUUAUUGACGAAAUCGAUGCAAUCGGUGGUAAAAGACCCAUCGAAAACGCCGACAACAAUGAACGAGAAUGAAUCUUAACAUUAUUAUUAACGGAACUUGAUGGUGUUGCUCAUUUAGAAAAUGUUAAAAUUCUCGCUGCUACUAACAAACCUGAUUGUUUAGAUAACGCACUCUCAGAAAGAUUUGAUUCAAGGAUUGAAGUAUCAUUGCCAGAUCAUCAAACUCGUGAAGAAAUAUUUAAAAUAAAUUUGAAAAAAUUGCCUAUAGAUGAAAGUGUCGUGAUUAACGAUCUCGCAGAAAAAACUAAGGGUUAUUCAGGUGCAGAAAUCCAUACAGUAUGUCGUCACGCUAUUUUUAGUGCGUUACGCGAAAAUAUAUGUGCUAAAACACUAACAAAAGACCAUUUUGAACGAGGAUUUAAAUGUGUUUUACCACGUAUUCGCUACGUACCCGAAGAAUAUGCUGAUUGGAUAAAGUCGGCCUCAUAAAAUAUUAUAUUAUAAUACAAUCUUCUCUGUUUGGUUAAUCGUGUCAUAUAACCCUCUAUACUGCACAUGCACAUUUAAUUAAUCAACGCUCGCGUCUGUAGAUCAAUGCAGCGCCAGCUUAUAACCUUGCAUAUAUUAAUUCAUGCGCCAUAAAAGUUAAGUAUUGUUGAGGGAAUCUUAUUAAAAAUAUGUUCGAAUUCCAUAAAGUAUUAACAUUUUUUAUUAACAAUUAAGUAAAGUAUUUUUCUAACUGAGACUCCAUGAUCCUAACUUGAGACAUCUUACGGCUUUUUUCUUCGUGCAUUUAUUAAAUAAACUACUGUAUAGAUCGAGUGACAUUGAGUAUUAUAUCCUUUAUAUCCUUGUAUGUUGGCAACAUUUCCAUAUCCCUAUUGGAUCCUGAUUACCGUAAAUUACCAUAUAAUGCCGCGUUUUUACGGUAAUUGACUUGGAUUACGGCAAUUUUCUGUAAUUUGCGGAAUUCCGCCUUAAUACGGUGCAGUCCCUGGCGAAUCCAAAUUACGGUGUUACCGCAGUUUUGGUGUAAUUGUCCAUAAAGUAUGGUAUUUUCACGGCCAUACUUAACGGUAGUUUACAGAAAUAUACAGCAAUUUGCAGUGUUUUACGGCUAAUUGCGGUAAAAAUACGGCAAUUUACCGAAAUUUGCGGUAUUUUUUCGUAAGAGCUGUAUGAUUUUUUGUUUUUAUAGUGCAAUACUUUACUUUAUAGUAUGUAUAUUUACUUUGCUAUAUGGUGAAAUG